Messenger RNA from Fusarium vanettenii 77-13-4, 1845 nucleotides. RefSeq lists its product as uncharacterized. NCBI's taxonomy places the organism in Eukaryota, Fungi, Ascomycota, Sordariomycetes, Hypocreales, Nectriaceae. The record is from RefSeq and is a predicted model, not a curated record. Bases 1 to 1845 code for a protein of 614 amino acids. The transcript has 5 exons.
AUGGAGGAAGUGACAUAUCCUUCGUACCAGUUGACCCCACAAGUGGUCGAGGCCUGGCUCCGAUACACUAUCAGAAAUGACAGCAUUACAGUCGCGGUAAGGCCGAUUGACGCCAUCCACUUCUCAUGUCGGAACAAGAUAUGUCCCCCACCAGUGCCAACCAUGGCCAUGGAUCCUCACGACCGCCUUGUUGACUUGUGCGAAAAUUGGUCACGUUACCCGUGUAAUCUUUUGAGGCCCUUGCAGCUAAGCAGCAUCCUUGAACGCUACCGCCAAUGGCUGAAAAAUGACGAGAAGAGGUUGUUUGACCCCACAGCUGAGAACAUUGGUCUCCUAGAGCUAAGCGAUGGCGAUGAUGCUCACUCUCGCGCUGAGCUAGGCUGUUCCCGCGAGAGCUUUUCUUAUAUCUGCUGUUUCCAUCAAGUCGAUCCCAAAUUCUUGGACUUUGUGUCCUCGUUCGGUGCUACAGAUGAGCCGCUCGACUAUCACAUGACGGGCUUCAUCAGCCAUGUCACCCUGGAUGUAAGUAGCGAACGGUUACUAGAUAUCCCUAAACUCGGUCGUUCAGGCCGUGAGCUGCGUGUGCAGUAUCUUCUGCGCUCAUUGGAGGGAGACGUUAGUCUUCAAGGCGAAACGACGUACAACAUUCGCCAGAUGGCCGUCUACCAUGCAUUCGACCUUGGAACCGGCAAGUCCAUUUGGAUUAACCUCAAAGCAAACAAAGUAAUGGAGCAUAGACUCAAAGAAGCAUCAAAUGAAUUCCCAGUGCUGGGACCCAAGGCUAUGUGCAGUCUAGCAGGGUGCUUUGCGGCAACUUUGACAAUUCACAUGGUUCACCUGGAAUGGUGUGACGAGGAUUGGCGAGAGUGCAUCAAUGAUAUCGAGGCCAAGAUCCGCGGGGUCUUGACGAAGGCUCAGACCGCCCAAAUUGACGGUCGACCGAAAGGUGUGCGACGAGCCUUCACACUAGCAUCUACAUUUUCCAGAACCUUUACAAACGGCCUUCCUGGGCAGGUGAUGCCGGUAACGUCAAGCCUAAAAACAAGAAUCUGGAAAUGGCUUUUCCCGCCGAAUUCGUACGGCGAUGCAGCAGACAAAGCGGGUGCUGUCUCCUCCCAUUCAAUAUCCCAGCUGCUGAGGGACGCCAAAACAAACGAUAAGGACCAGAUUGAUCGACUCAUGAUUCUUGAUACUUUCUCCUUCGAGGAGGUGCAGCAACUUUACUAUUUUGGUGAGCUGCUGGAACGCUUUCGCUUGGUCUUGGAUCUCAACGACCAAACGUUGCGCGAUAUUGCACAGACCUACCAAGGACUGCAGGAAAGAGAAGAAUUUCCCGCCGAAAUCAGGGAUGCCUGCAAAAAAGAGAUCGCGUCUUUUAUUCAGGGCGUUCAUCGCAUUAGGAAAAAUCUUCAAAUACGAAACACUCAGGUAAAGUCGUUGAUGGCAUGGCUGCAGGAGGGCAAGGCCCUGUUUGACGGCAUCUUGCAAUACAGGAACGUUCAGAUCGGCCGUAUCUUUACCGAAAGCUCGGAAGUGCAAUCCGAGAAGAUGGAAGGCAUCGCCGUCAAGACCGAGAAGGAGACCAUCUCUAUGCACGUCAUUACCUUCGUGACACUCGCCUUUCUUCCCGCAAUGCUUGUGGCUACAUUCUUCCAAAGCGGGCUGGUCGAGAUAAACGAGAAUGCAACAAAUGUUAGCGAUUCGGUGGAAUUCCACGCAUUUGCCUUUCAACUAUUCAUCUCCAUAUGUCUUCCUUUGAUGUUCCUUACCUUUGCUUUGUGGAUUAUACUCUCUCGGUGUCUAUCAAGGCGAGCUCGCGACCGGGCAGGACUUGAUCAGGUGUGA